AUGGCAGAUCAGAAAGGUUCCUCCGAUGAGAUACUCCAUGAACUUUUCGGUCUAAUGAAAAUAUACAAAGACGGCCGUGUGGAAAGGUUAUCCGGCACCGACGUCGUUCCGGCCGGCUUGGACGCCGAAACCGGAGUGCUAAGCAAAGACGUCGUGAUUUCUCCGGAGCCCAAAGUGUCUGCAAGGCUCUACCUGCCGCCCAAAAUUCCUGCCGGCGAGAAACUUCCGCUUUUGUUGUAUUUCCACGGCGGCGCGUUUGUGACUGAGUCCGCCUUCUCCCCCACGUACAUGAAGCCGCUCAACUUGCUGGCGGCGGAGGCCAACGUCUUGAUCGCGUCGGUGGAUUUCAGAUUGGCCCCGGAGCACCCUCUCCCGGCGGCUUAUGACGACGGGUGGACGGCUCUGAAAUGGGCCGCUUCCCACGCCGCCGGCGACGGCGGCGAGGAGUGGCUGAAUGAGUACGCUGACUUCGACGGCGGAGUGUUCCUCGGCGGCGACAGCGUCGGCGCCAACAUAUCCCACCACCUGGCAAUGCGGGUCGGGUCGACGGAGGAUAAUAGCGUGGACGGCGUCAAAAUUAACGGACUUUUCUUCAACUGUCCGUUUUUCUGGGGAGAGGAAAAGAUCGGCGAUGACCUUGCUAUCCAGUUCAUCUCCCCGUUCGUGGAGACGAUUUGGAAAAUCGCCCUGCCGGAAGCCACGGGGCUGGACGACCCGCGUAUCAACCCGGCGAAGGACCCGGAACUGGGAAAACUGGGUUGCAAGAGAGUUCUAAUUUAUGUUGCAGAGAAAGAUGUAUUAAAGCACAGAGGGUGGCAGUACAAGGAAGCAUUGAUUAGCAGUGGGUGGCAAGGGGCGGCGGAGGUGGUGGAGGUCAAAGGGGAAGAACAUAUUUUCAAUUUGAAUAAGCCCACCUGUGAUAACGCCAUGGCUAUGCUUAAAAACCUCGCCACUUUCUUCCACGACUCCAACCCCUAA
Messenger RNA from Ipomoea nil (Japanese morning glory), 978 nucleotides. RefSeq names its product probable carboxylesterase 2. Gene Ontology annotation, molecular function: hydrolase activity. The record is from RefSeq and is a predicted model, not a curated record. Lineage: Eukaryota; Viridiplantae; Streptophyta; Magnoliopsida; Solanales; Convolvulaceae. The transcript has a single exon. Bases 1 to 978 code for a protein of 325 amino acids.